Pseudozyma flocculosa PF-1 is the source of this 2874-nucleotide messenger RNA. RefSeq lists its product as uncharacterized. Gene Ontology annotation, molecular function: methenyltetrahydrofolate cyclohydrolase activity; formate-tetrahydrofolate ligase activity; ATP binding. Gene Ontology annotation, biological process: tetrahydrofolate interconversion. Lineage: Eukaryota; Fungi; Basidiomycota; Ustilaginomycetes; Ustilaginales; Ustilaginaceae. The transcript has a single exon. Gene Ontology annotation, cellular component: cytosol. The record is from RefSeq and is a predicted model, not a curated record. Bases 1 to 2874 code for a protein of 957 amino acids.
AUGGCCGCGCUCGGAACCACGCCCGGCGGCGCCAAGCUCAUCGACGGCACCGCCCUCGCCAAGCAGGUCCGCGCCGACGUCGCAAAGCGCGUCGCCGAGCUCAAGCAGCAGUACGACGCCUUCCAGCCCCACCUCUGCAUCAUCCAGGUCGGCUCCAUGAGCGCAUCCUCGACCUACAUCCGCAUGAAGAAGCUCGCCGCCGAAGAGUGCGGCAUGCGAUACACCCACGUCCAGCUCGACGAGGGCGCCAGCGAGCAGGAAAUCAUCCGCCGCGUCCGCGAGCUCAACGAGGACAUCAGCGUCGACGGCAUCCUCGUCCAGCUGCCCCUCGGUGACCACAUCAGCUCCGACGCCGAGCGCAGGGUCACCGAGGCCGUCAGCCCGGAAAAGGACGUCGACGGCUUCCACGCCCUCAACAUCGGCCACCUCUCGUCCAAGGCGUGCAACCCCAUCUUCUACCCCUGCACCCCCGCCGGCGUCAUCAAGCUCCUCGAGACGGCCGGCAUCACCUCCAUGGCCGGCCUCACCGCCGUCGUCAUCGGCCGCAGCGACAUCGUCGGCAACCCGGUCACCAGCCUCCUCCGCAGCCGCGACUGCACCGUCACCCAGGUCCACAGCCGCACCCGCGACCUCCAGGCCCACCUCGCCACCGCCGACAUUGUCGUCGCCGCCAUGGGCAAGGCCCAGUUUGUCAAGGGCGAGUGGCUCAAGGAGGGCGCCGUCGUCAUCGACGUCGGCACCAACUUUGUCGAGGACGCCUCCAAGAAGUCGGGCUUCCGCAUGGUCGGCGACGUCGACUUUGAGGGCGCCUCCAAGGUCGCCGCCGCCAUCACGCCCGUGCCCGGCGGAGUCGGGCCCAUGACGGUGGCCAUGCUCAUGGAAAACGUGCUGCGGGGCGCCGAGCGCAGCCUCGCCACGGGCCGCGCGCUCGGCAUCGGCCGCGGCGUCACGACGGCCAACCCGAUCCAGCCGCUGGCCAAGGUGCCGAGCGACAUCGAGGUGGCCCGCUCGCAGAAGCCCAAGCCCAUCACCCAGAUCGCCCGCGAGAUCGGCCUGCUGGCCAGCGAGCUGGAGCCCUACGGCGACGUCAAGGCCAAGGUCCACCUCAGCGUCCUCAAGCGCCUCGCCCACCGCGCCAACGGCAAGUACAUUGUCGUCGCCGGCAUCACGCCGACGCCGCUGGGCGAGGGCAAGUCGACCACCACCAUCGGCCUGGCGCAGGCGCUGGGCGCCCACCUCGGCAAGGCCGCCUUUGCCUGCGUCCGCCAGCCCUCGCAGGGCCCCACGUUUGGCAUCAAGGGAGGCGCGGCCGGAGGCGGCUACUCGCAGGUGAUCCCCAUGGAGGAGUUCAACCUGCACCUGACCGGCGACAACCACGCCGUCCAGGCGGCCAACAACCUGCUGGCGGCCGCGCUCGACACGCGCCUCUUCCACGAGGCCACCCAGAAGGACGGCCCGCUGUUUGACCGCCUCUGCCCCAAGCAGAAGGGCGUCCGCACGUUUGCGCCCAUCAUGUUCCGCCGCCUCAAGAAGCUCGGCAUCGACAAGACCAACCCGGACGACCUGACCGACGAAGAAAAGAGCCGCUUCGCGCGCCUCGACAUCGACCCCGAGACCAUCACCUGGCGCCGCGUGACCGACACCAACGACCGCUACCUGCGCUCCAUCACCGUGGGCCAGGCGCCCACCGAGAAGGGCAUCGAGCGCAAGACGGGCUUCGACAUCGCCGUCGCGUCCGAGUGCAUGGCGGUGCUGGCGCUGAGCCGCGACCUGCGCGACAUGCGCGAGCGCCUCGGCCGCAUGGUCGUCGGCACCAGCCGGCGCGGCGAGCCCGUGACGGCCGACGACCUCGGCGUCGGCGGCGCGCUGGCCAUCCUCAUGAAGGACGCCAUCAAGCCCAACCUGAUGCAGACUAUGGAGGGCACGCCCGUGUUUGUCCACGCCGGGCCGUUUGCCAACAUCGCCCACGGCAACUCGUCGAUCCUCGCCGACGCCGUCGCGCUCAAGCUGGCGGGGACCGAGGAGGGCGAGCCCGUAUCGCGGACGGGCUACGUCAUCACCGAGGCCGGCUUCGGCGCCGACAUUGGCAUGGAGAAGUUCUGCAACAUCAAGUGCCGCGAGAGCGGGCUGGUGCCCGACGCCGUCGUCAUUGUGGCCACGGUGCGCGCGCUCAAGACGCACGGCGGCGGGCCCGAGGUGACGCCGGGCAAGCCGCUGAGCGAGGUGUACCUCGAGGAGAACCUCGAGAUCCUGGAAAAGGGGUGCGUCAACCUCGAAAAGCACAUCUCCAACGCCAAGAAGUUUGGGCUCAAGGUCAUUGUCGCCGUCAACCAGUUUUCGACCGACACCCAGGCCGAGCUGGAGCUGGUGGCCAAGAAGGCGCUCGAGGCGGGAGCCGACGCCGCCGUGCCCGCCAACCACUGGGCGCUGGGCGGUGCGGGCGCCGUCGACCUGGCCAAGGCCGUCAUCGAGCAGCUCGAGGGCAAGGCGUCGGACUUCAAGUUCCUCUACGACGUCGGCAAGCCGAUCGCCGACAAGAUUGAGAUCAUCGCGCGCGAGAUGUACGGCGCCGACGGCAUCGAGCUGUCGGAGAUGGCGCGGCGCCAGAUCCAGACGUACACCGACCAGGGCUUCAACGACCUGCCGAUCUGCAUGGCCAAGACGCACCUGUCGCUGUCGCACGACCCGGCGCUCAAGGGCGCGCCGACGGGCUUCACGCUGCCCAUCCGCGAGGUGAGCCUGUCGCAGGGCGCGGGCUUUGUGGUGCCGCUGAUUGGCUCCAUGACCAAGAUGCCCGGCCUCAACACGCGCCCCGGCUUCUACAACAUGGACAUCGACUUUGACAACAACGAGGAGGUCGUCGGCCUGUCGUAG